This is a messenger RNA of Aspergillus mulundensis, 1605 nucleotides long. Its product is annotated as glycosyltransferase family 31 protein. Gene Ontology annotation, molecular function: acetylglucosaminyltransferase activity. The coding region runs from base 1 to 1605 and encodes 534 amino acids. The record is from RefSeq and is a predicted model, not a curated record. The transcript has a single exon. NCBI's taxonomy places the organism in Eukaryota, Fungi, Ascomycota, Eurotiomycetes, Eurotiales, Aspergillaceae.
AUGGCCAUCCAUCAACUCCGCCUACUCUUCCACCACGCCCUCCAACAACGCAAAUUUUCCUCGUGGAAACUCCUCGUCUCAGUCGCUGGGUUUAUCCUGACCUGCCUGAUUAUAUUUACAUAUUCCAGUACCGCGGGAAAUCCUGGAACCCCCAAUUCCGGACUUUCGUUUUCCGGCGCCACCGACAAAAAUGCGGAGAGUGACAUCGACAGCGAAAGCACAGACACAGACACUGACGGCAACAAAAACGCCUGCUUCGUCGACCUGAGUCUCCUGCGUCUCCAUGCGGACAAUGCCUCGACAGUGGAAUAUGCCCGGCUGAACAUCGGCGUCUCGCGAACAGAGAAUUUCACCUCCUUCGACGACUCCCUCGACGUCGCGAUCCCGUCCUAUACCACCAUCCACCUCGACACGGAUAAUGCUCGAGACCUUCGCCCGAAGGAUGACUGUACGACGUCGAUAGCGAUCCAAGCGCCCCCGGCCGAACCCAAACCCGAUGCCUCACAUCUAAUCUUCGGUGUCGCUACCUCGCUUGAGAAAUUGGAGGAGUCGCUGGAUGCGUUCGCGCACUGGGCGGGCAAUACGAGCGCACAUAUCAUUGCCGUCGUCGAACAAGGCGGGUCGUCAAUCCGGUCUCGUAUCCAGCAGCGCGCGGAUGACCUGAACCUCCGGCUGACGAUUACACAAACGGAAGACGACCGGUUGGAUCGGUACUUCUCGCUCAUCCGCGUACUGUACCAGCACCAUGAGCCAUCGUCGUCUGAGGCGACCACAUCGACAACGACCAAGCCAACGCAAUGGGCCGUCUUGAUAGACGACGAUACAUUCUUUCCCUCGAUGCGAAACCUCAUUACCCGGCUCGCUACCUACGACGCCACGGUCCCGCAAUACAUUGGCGCAAUGACGGAAGACCUAGCGCACCUUUCAGGCUCGGGAUACAUGGCCUACGGUGGCGCGGGGAUAUUUCUCUCAAUCCCACUCCUGCAAGAUCUACAGCAUCAUUUCGAAACAUGCCAAUCGCUCAAAGAUAAGGGCGAUCGCAUGCUCGCCUCGUGCAUCUACGCGCACACGACCGCGAAGUUUACCUGGGAGCGCGGCCUCUACCAGCUUGACCUGCACGGGGACGCAUCGGGGUUCUUCGAGUCCGGCCGGCGCCUUCCGCUCUCCGUGCACCACUGGAAAUCGUGGUUCAACGCGGACAUGGUGGCUAUGGGGAAAGUCGCGCGCAUCUGCGGCGACGAGUGUCUGCUCCGCCGGUUUUACCUAGCCAAGUCGAAAGACUGGUUCCUUGUGAAUGGGUACAGCGUUAUCCAGGAUAAGACGCUGUGGAAUGAGCCGCGGCCCAUGGAGCAGACGUGGCAGAAGAGCAAGUAUAAGGGCGAUGAUCCUUUUGCGUAUAGUCUUGGGCCUUUGCGAAGGAAAGAUGACGAUAAGGUUUCGUUUUCUUUGAGAGACGCCUUUGUUGUUGAUAUGGCCCCGGAGGGCAAGAUGGGGACGGGGACGGAGGAGGUGAGGCAGAUUUAUGUGUUCAAUGCCACGGCUGAGACGCCUCCGCGGGUUCUGGAGGUUGCUUGGAAGGUUGUGGAUGUGGACGUGCAAGAGUGA